Messenger RNA from Puntigrus tetrazona (Sumatra barb), 7770 nucleotides. It is a transcript of the gene nat16, whose product is annotated as N-acetyltransferase 16. The transcript has 4 exons. NCBI's taxonomy places the organism in Eukaryota, Metazoa, Chordata, Actinopteri, Cypriniformes, Cyprinidae. The record is from RefSeq and is a predicted model, not a curated record. Gene Ontology annotation, molecular function: acyltransferase activity, transferring groups other than amino-acyl groups. The coding region runs from base 179 to 1186 and encodes 335 amino acids.
UCUAGGAGGGGCUUCACAGUGACCUCAUACUUCAUAUAUUGUAAGCCUGAACCGGCAUUUACUAAAUAUUCUGCCUUUAAUCUAACCGCAGUGCAACGAAAGCUUACAUCUAUUCAGCAUCUGUCAAUUUGACCUCUGUAUCCUUCACAAAUCCAACGCGCGACGCAGAGCUCUAAGGAUGAAGAUUGAAAACAGCCUGCCCUGCUCUCAGCUCCCUGAGGCCCCUCCUCAGACCGGCCUGCAUUUUACAGUGGCAACGGAGGAGGACUUUGAUGACAUCAUGGCCAUGAGCAAGGAUAUAUAUGGCGGCCUGGACUAUCUGCCCUCCCGCUAUCAAGCCUGGCUGCAAGAGAGCAACCGCACUGUCAUUUUGGCUCGCAAGCAAGGCAAAGUGAUUGCCCUGGAGUCAGUGUGUGUUAUCGAUGAUGGCGAGACCAUGCUGGUGGAAGGGCUUCGUGUUGCCCCACAAGAGAGGGGGAAAGGUGUGGCAGGGGUACUUCUUCGCUUUUGCUCCCAGCUGGUUAAGUCCAAGUACCCCGACGUUAAAGUCAGCAGACUGACCAGAGAUGACCAACUUGGGCCAAAAGACUUCCAGAAGUACCGGCUCAUCACCAAACAGGGAAUCCUUCUGGUGCGCUUCCGUGCUGAAGACCUUAAAUUACGUCUUGCUGAUCUCGGGCCUAAUAUCACUGUAGCGGGGGAGGGUCUGUCCACCACAAACAUCCCGGUCCGUUUGGAGCCAGCAGAGGUGCAACAGCUCUUCCUAAGCGAUGUUCUAAUGCAGGCUGUCCUUCCCAAUGCCACCAUCGUUCAAGAUUGGCAGCCCUUCAAGCCUCUGCCUAGCAACAUGGCCAUCCUGCUGAAGAAGGACAUUGAUUGGAUGGUUGACGAUUCCAGGCGCCCAACCAUGGCCAGCUUGUGCACUUUCCCCUUCCGUGUGCCAAUCGGUGACGACUGGUACUACCUCAACAUCGAUAUGUUUGGUAAAGACCUGACGCUGGCCAUACAACAGCUGCUGUGCCACCUGAGGUGCCACACUGGCACUCUGAAGGGUUACGUCAUGUGUCAGGUGUUCCUGGAGCCUGCGCUGUGGAAGCCCAUGGCCGAUUUCUUUAGGGAGACCCUUAAAGUGGAGCUGGUGAAGGAGUACACAGAGCAGUGCGUGGUGGAGUCUGACGUCGUUUAGUCGAGGAGCCUCAGAAACACCUUCCCUUACAAUUAGGCACCAAACCUACAUAAACGAGAGAUUGAAAUUUAACAUCUCCCUCAAAUACGGCACCUAAAAGAAAAAAAAACAAACCUAAUAUAUCUACUGUAAAGGGACGAAAAAAAACUUCAGUUCUAUUCCGCUUAAUGAAAACGCUUUCAUAGGAUUUAAUUUAUUUUAACAACAACUAAUUCAAAUAAAAUGCAUGUAAAUGAACAAACUAGAAUAAAUGUAGUAGACGCUUGUUUAGGUUUAGAUUUAAUUUAUUUCCAUAUGCAGUACUGUAAACGGUGGCGCUGAUGGGACAGGGACUGGAAAAGAGGGGAGCAGUUUUAGAUUCUAUAAAAUGGGACCCAAAUUCUUUCCAGGCCCUUUCAUCUGUUGGCAUCACUGACAGUGAAAGCAUAUUUACUCAUGCGGAGUUGAAAAGAAAAACUGCACAAUCUUUAGGGCACUUUAUGAUAAAAGAAAAAAAUGGGAUCUCAUUUUAGUGUCUGUUGCUUUUUCAGAAUGUGGCACUGUAGCUGCUAAAGAGUUUAGAGGAAAAACAACAUUUCUGGGACAGGCUGCCUUUAUGGGGAUCUAUAUGGUCUUCAUAGGCAGUUUUAAUUAAUUUCAAAACACAAAAAAAUGCAAAAGUUUCAGACUGAACACCUUUCUAACAUGCUCCUUGAAAAAUUAGUAACUCUUCCUCUAAAGGUACUUUGCAGUGCUUUAAACUCUGUAUUAAAUUACAAAUGUCUGGCUAAAAACCUGCUUAUACAUUUAGAUUACAGUCUCAAGUUUUUGCUUUAAGUACUUGAACCUAUUCGCUAAAAUGAUGUUCUAUCAGUACUUGUACCUAACUGUAGAAGUGCAAUUUGAAUAAUACACUGGAAUAUUGCUAGAAGUACAUUCGGUUAGAUAUGAUUAAUAACUAAUAAUAAAACAAACAUGUACAAUGGUUUUAAAGUCAUCAUUUGAUUGACAUUUUAGUUCUAAAAUCCAUUUGGCAGGAUCACAUCUAAAUACAAAAGACAGGAAAUAUAAGUGUGUAAAUAAAUCUAUAUAUAAAUAAAUGUUUAAAUUAAUGUUCUUGUAGUUCAUUAAAAGUAUUUUUUUUUUUAUUUAAUUGAGACAUCACUAUGUAGGGAUUUUGUUACAUCGUAUACUUGUCAUUCAGAAGAAACAUGAUCUUAAGGAAAUUCGUCCAAAUUAGGUGCUCCAAUUACAAUAAAUAAAUAAUAAUAAGGAUCGUCUCUGAAAAUCUUACGCUGGCUCUUGUGAUUCACCCACGGAAUCAGGAAAACAAAUGAGGACAAUUGGAAACCUGAGCAAAACAAGUGACAACUGCUCAUCUCUAGAGUUUUUGAAGUUUGCAAUUGAUUUUUUAAAGUCGAAGGACAGACACAAUUUAUCAGAGGAAAAAAAUGGACAAAAUCAUAUAGAACACAUCAUCUGCUUCUAUUGACCUGAAGUGAAGAAAUUAAAGUGAAGAAUUACCAACAUGGAAAAAGAAGAACAGAAAAGGCCUUUAGACAUCCUCAGAAGCAUAUUUAGCUCCUUUGCCCCAAACCCAGAUUGCAGCGUGCUUUUCCAUGAAGCACUGUGGCAGAAGGACAUUCAAAUUCAGUUCAUUUAUAGCUUAAUAUAUACAUAUGAUAUAAUAUAUAAUAUACAGUAAUAUAGCUUAUGGUUUAAGCCCUCACAGAGUCAACCAACGAUUUGUUAGAAAUGCAUUUUAAUGCAAAUUGGCAUCCACUAAACUAAAGCCAAUUUUUUUUACUAAUUAUGUGUCUGGUUUGACUUCAUUUGGUGGACUUAUUUUGUGCCCUUGUGUGAACUCUCAACAUCCACUGAAGAAAAGGAGGCCUUCUCUCCUCCUUCAUUUGGACAGCUGCAUGUGGGACUUGUAUUGCGGUCAGUAUUUAUAAAUGGCAUACAGGCAGUCUUUUUUGGAUUCUGAAAGUCAAGGCAUUUUACAGAUUAUUAACUGUAAUUCCAAUGACAGUUUGUUGCAUUUGUAUAGGUGUACAUAUAUAUAAAUUUAUAUGUUUGUUUGGAAGGGGUGUGAUUUGAAAAGGGAAUCUUUGUUCAAGUUCUUUUACGACUGAAAUCUCGAAAUCCUUCAUGUCUGCUACAUGCUUUCAGAGGAUAAUCUUGAAGCACAAGAAACAGCAAUGCUUCAGUUCCCAUGAAAAUGCCAUUUUCUCAAUUUACAAAUGCAUCUACAAUUGAGUCAAGAGAUGAUAUUUUUAAUUUGCCUUUAAAGCACUCGUCAAAAUGCGACAUGAUGGAUUAGAGACCCACAAUGUGUUUUGGUAUGUGUUUUCUGUUGUACAUAGCGCAGUGCAUUUAGAUUUAAGUGUUAUGUAUUAUAUCGGUUUACUUACAAGGUGGAAGGUUCCCUAUAGGUACACUAGCCUCUAUAUUUAACUCUUACAUUCUUUCGUGUGACAUUUAAUAAUCCGGUAAUCAUUUAAGAACUUUUCUCUUUUAUUUAUUGUUUUUAUCUUUCAGCUCCACCUUUUAGCACUUUGGAUAUCUAAUUGCCUUUCUGAGUAUUUGUGAAUUGUGCAGGAGGUUGUAACUCUAUAUUUUACACAGGUCCUAGUGCCAGGUCCACCAGACUAUAAAAGGUUAGAGGCAUGUGACCACCUGAUGGUGGAGAGUUGUAAAGGAUACGUUGCCCCUUGUUUCGCUGGCGCACGAGGAGUGAACUUUAAACCCAUUUCUUUCAAUUAUGAAGUGGCUUUUCACUUUCUUUUUCUGGAAUGGAAAAAUAAGACAGGUUGCAGAGGGAGAUGAGAGAUGAAGCCGGGGCUACACUAGGAAUAGGUGGCGAGGAGAGGACAUGUGUUCCAGAUCGUGUUACCGUUUUAAAUAUGAGUAAAUGUACAUUUUAUAUUGUAAAGACGACAGCAGUUAGACUUGGAAUUAUUUGGAGAUGUGUAUUUGUGACAAAAAAGGGAAAUUGUCUUAAGCAAGAGAGGCCUUGUAUUGGUAAUAAGCGCCAACCGACUAUUUAGGAGGACAAACGUAGAUAGAUAAUCCAACCCAGAGCAGGAUAUCUGUAUUAUCGGACUCAGCGCUAAAGUAAUACCUCAAGUGCUAAGUCAUAAGAAAGCAAAUAUUAUACUCAGACACUUGUUAUCCUGUGUGACUGUGGGCCAGUUAAUGUUUCAGGGCUCGUCUCUGAGUAAGUGAAACUGGAUCUGGAGAGUGUCAUCUUGCGUAGAACAAGGGUUCACCCCAGACUCCCUUUACCUUCCACCUGAUCCCUGUCGGCUUGACACAUGGAAAGAGUGAGCAGGAGAGGUUAAAAUAAGAAGGCUGGGUUCCAGCCUUGUCAUACGAAUACACUGUCCUUUGCCACGCUGCUCUGUACCUACGCCUGGUUUUUAUGUUAUUUCAUGGUGGCAUCUUUGGUUUUUCAUUUUCCUGACUGCUUUGUAAUGUUUAUGAAGGGCUUUAUGUGUAUUAGAACCAGCUGUGUAUUGUAUGUUUUGUGAACGAGGGGAAAACCACCAGGGAGAUUUGUUUUCUUUAUUCCAAGUCACUAUUCGAACGUAAAAAAAAAAAAAAAAAACUUAACUGAAAGCCUUGUUCAGGCGAUAUCAGUUAAAUUGCUGAUUUGCACUAUCAGAGCUUCAACUCUGCUUCUCCCUAUGUUGUUUUCCAUAGGAAAAAAAACAUAUAUUGUGUCUAUACACAGAUGCUUCUGAAAUGGCUAAAUCACACAGGUAUUUUCACCUGUGGUGCACCAAGCUAUUUUGUUACAUUCAAUCUACAAAUCUAAUGCAGUAUUUGGAGGUAAAAUGCAACUAGAUCCCAGUGCAAAUUGUGUUUUAUCUCAUGCCAUGUCAGAAUCAUCCAACUCCGAUUGGAUUAACCAUUCAUCUAGCUGUUCUGAUGUGCUGCACUUUAUACUGUAGAUAUGUAGAUAUUCCAAAGCACAGGGGGGAUCUUCAUAAAACAUUAGUGUGGGUUGCUGUGACAGUCAUGGUCAUUCAGUGGAUCACGCUAUAUAUUUUUUUGUAAUCUGAAUAGGAGCAAGACCCUGCCUACGUAACGUUUUUAAAUUCAAGGAUAUUUUUAUUGGUGUGUUCCUGACUUUAUAGACGUUAAUAAAGCUCCUACUUAAUGACCAUUGUCUGAAAAAACCACACUGUACCUGUCUGAAACCGCUGAUGGACAUAUAUACCACUAUCAGCAAAGCAGGGACCAUGAUUUCUACAGACCUCAAGAAGGUGGUGGUUUGAAUGUCCAUGUCAUCCAUUCUCUUGAUGCAGCAGUGGCUGUUGAGUUUGUUUUCACUCGAGUCUUCCCAUUAGCCCUAGAUACAAACUGGGUGUCAUGUUUUGUGUGUUUGUGCAGAAUAUUUGAAAAUCUCCUAUGAUGGGAAACUAAUACUUGUGAUGAUUGAAAAAAACAAAAAAAAAAAAACUCAUGGCCAACUGUCAAUCAAGAGGGUGAAUACAGUUUCAAUGCUAUAAAAGCAUUUUGAUUAUAUGAAAAAAUUGUUUUCCGAUUUUUUUUUUUUAAGAUUUUUUUUUUAUUACCCAAUAUGACUGCUUAUUCUCAAGCAGUAAUGUGACAACUAAUGGAAAGUAUUUUAAUAUUUUGUUACCUUUGUCUGUUCCUUUUUUCAGAGAUUGUGAGAGAUGCAGAACUAUUUUAAAUACAGUAAUUUUUUAAAAACCUUAUAAUCCAUGAGAGGUUUUUGAAAUGUGCAUGUUGUGUGAGUGGGUGGGGAAGGGCUUUACAAUGAGCAUGUGACUAGAUUUACACUGAGCACAAAGACCUUGUACUAAUUUACAUUUAGAACCUGUCUAAUUGGAAUUGGUGAUAAUUGACAAAUUAAAUAACGAUUAAACAAUUAAAAAGUCUAGACAGCAUAUUUAAAAAGGCUAAAGGUAUUUUUUUUCUUUUCUUUUUUUUUGGCCACGAUAUACAUUUUUAGAUACUUUAGGCUAUACUUCACUAAUUGUAUAAAAGGUUUAAAAAAGAUCUAAUCACUGGUAAUGUUUUUUUUUUUUUUUUUUCUGUUUUUGCCUGCGGUAUUUUGUUGUAAUUGUGUGCAUCUCUAUAUACCUAUUUCUUUGUAUAUUUAACAAAUAACUCCGCUUGAAUAGUUUAAUAUACAAUAUAUAUUUAUAAAUGGUUCCAAAACUAGAAACUGUCACUUCUUAAAAUCGAUAUUACAGCAGCAGUCAUUAUGUAUGCUUUUUUUUUGUACUUUGUACUUCUUUCUUUUUUUUCUUUUUUUUUUACACUGUUAAAUUGAGUACAAAUCCUGGCUGAUAAACUCAGAAAGUCAGAAAGUAUUUGCAAAAUUCAUCUCAUUCCCUACUCUUUGAAUUGAAUCAUUUCAGUUUAAAUUUGCCUAAAAUGUUAAAUGUACCAAUGAAUGUUAGUAGGAAAUUGUAAAUGAUUGGAUGAACAAGAAUGAUCAUCCAGGAUGAUCGGGAAGCAGUUCAAAAGUGUGACAAGGCAUAUGGUAUGAAGUAAUCUUAUUUAAGUAAUGGAUAUGCUACUGGCUACGAAGCCAGUCUAUGUGCACAUGCUCUUUUGCAUUUUGUUACAUUAAAUUACAACGACAUGUGUAUGUUCAGUAUGUAUAGGACAGGUUUACUGCAUGUAAAUGUUUGUUUUUCUGUAACUUUAAACAAUAUGUAAAUAAUUCAUGUAAAAUCUAGAUAACACCUAAAUUCAGAGCUUGGUCUCUGCUGUCAAGUUUGACGAGAAAUUCUACUUAUAGUUUCCCAAAGAUCACAUGCUAAAUGCAGUCAGAAAUCCAGAUGAAGCCCAUGAAAACACAACUGUCAUGUUUACUUUCUGCCAUUUAAGAAAAAAAAAAAAAAAAAGCCCAAAACCAUAGGUUGAAAAGACCCAAAAUGGUGAAAUUCUGUGUAUCUUUCAUUGAGAUCCUUGGAAUUUUUGGAGAAUUUUCCUUUUUUCAACGACUGCGAUAUGUGAUGGAAAACAAACAGAGUCACUGCAGUCUUUUUGAUUUUCUUGGUUAAUGUCAACCUUUUGUUGUGUUUUUGUAUUACUUUACCCUGUGCAUAAUCAUUUAACAUUUUUAACAUUUUAACUAGUGUUUAUGUUGUCAGAGUGUUUGUCAUUACCUUUGUAACACCGUAAGCGUAAUGAGCUCUAUCUUUAAUGGCGACAGAUGUAAUGCGGUAAUUCAUUUGCAAGACUGAAAAUGUGGCAGAGAACAAACAGCUUUAUAUGAAGACCUGUGACUAACAUUUUGUUGAUCAAAUGAAUUUGUAAAAGGACUGGUGAGGUUUUAGCCACUUGCUGUAGUUGCAAUGCAGUAUCAGAAUGAACAAAAUGUAUCUAAAUAGCAUAGUUUAGAUGUUAUGCGCUAAGUGAUGUUUUCAAGUGAUGUAUUAGAAUAAUUGUUUUAUUUUCCAAGCUGUUAAUCAAAACUUAGUGUUAGAGAUAUUUGUGUGUGUGUUUACCUAACUGUAUAUUGUACUGCGAUUAGCAAUAAACAAACAAGCAAAGAAAAAAAUAAAAAAAAACAAAAAAGAAAGAAAAAAAAAGAAAAACCAAAACAACCUUUAAACAAA